Messenger RNA from Agelaius phoeniceus (red-winged blackbird), 4036 nucleotides. Lineage: Eukaryota; Metazoa; Chordata; Aves; Passeriformes; Icteridae. The record is from RefSeq and is a predicted model, not a curated record.
AGGAUGCACUGAGAGCUGGGGAUGAAGAAGAGGAGGGUGUGCUUCCUCCCUCGGGGACCCCGCGUACUGGGGAGGAAGAGGAGAAGGAUGUGAGGGAUGAUGGAUAUUGGGGAUGAGGAGGAGGAGGGUGUGAGGGGUGCUGGAUAUUUGGGAUAAGAAGAGGAUGAGGAGGGUGUGCUUCCUCCCCUGUGGGUGCUGGGAGCUGGGGAUGAAGAGGAGGAGGAGGAGGGUGUGAGGGGUGCUGGAUAUUUGGGGAUGAUGAAGGAAAGUUUGGCUGGAGAAGGCAGGGAGGGAAGAAGAGCCGAGAUUCAAAAUUACACAAAGAAAAAUGGGGAGAAGGGCUCAGAUGAGCUGAAAGUGCCGGAAUGAGGGGGGAAAAUAAGGGGAAAAAGGGAAAAAAGAGGGGGAAAAAAGAGACGGGAAGGAAAAAGGGGAGUGUUUCUGCCCGGUUUCGAACCGGGGACCUUUCGCGUGUGAGGCGAACGUGAUAACCACUACACUACAGAAACGCUGUGCCUCGGCCGCCGCGCCGGGAGGGAAAACCGCGGCGAAAAUGGGAGAUUUUGGGUAAAAAGGGAAAAAAUACCCAAAGAGACCCGGGACAGGGACCGGGACCGGGAAAACCGCGGGGAAAAUGGGAGAUUUUGGGUAAAAAGGGCUAAAAUACCUGAGCGGGACCGGGAAAACCGCGGGGAAAAUGGGAGAUUUUGGGUAAAAAGGGAAAAAAUACCUGAGAGAGACCCGGACCGGGACAGGAACCGGGACAGGAAUCGGGACCAGAACCGGGACAGGAACCGGGACCGGGACCGGGGGGCUCGGAGCGCCCAGGGCUGCGCUGGGGGCGGGGAAAGGUGCCAAUGUCCCGCCCCCGGCUCCGCCCUCAACCCCACGGCGCUGACACCGCCCCCAGUCCUCCAAGACCAACGAGUUGACUGGUUGGACAAACCCCAGAGGAAGUGGAGCGGCCAAAAUUUCCGGUGUUGCUCGGCAACCGGAUCCACUUCCGGUCACGCUGGGCGGAAUAGGCGGUGCCUCAACCGGAAAGCGGAAGUUCCGCGGCCUUCCCCGUCUGUAGCAGAGCCACCGCCAGGCGAACGCGGCCGGGGGGACCCGGACCGGAACCAGGACCCAGACAGGAACCGGAGACCGGGACCGCGCUGCGGGCGCGGAAAGCCGGUAUUGCCCCGCUUCCGGUUCCACUCCCAGUCCUCCAAUAACAACGAGUCGCGUGGCUAGACAAACUUCGGCAACAGGAGCCACUUCCGGUCAUAUUGAGCGGAAGAGGCGUGGCCUGAGCCGGAAGGCGGAAGUUCCACUGCCUUUCCCGUCUGUGGCGGAGCCGCUGCCGGGCGAGCGCGGCCCGGGAGGAACCGGAGGGAACCGGCGAGACCCGAGAGGAACCGAGCGGGACCCGACGAGCACCUAGCGGGCACCAAGCGGCUCCUCCAGCACCGUGAGAGCGCGGGGGGACCGCGGCGGGGAGGCCCGGUGAGGCCUAGCGGGGCCCGGUGAGGCCUAGAGGGGCCCGGUGAGGCCUGGCCCGGGCCGGGGGGGCUGAGCCGGGUGGAGGAGGAGGAGGAGGAGGAAGAAGAGGAGGAGGAGAGGAGAAGGAGGAGGAGGAAGGCGCCCCACGGGAAUGGCGGCGCCGUUGGCGCUGGGCGGCCCCGGUUCCCUGCGGCCGGACCCGGUGGAGACGCUGCAGGAGGAGGCGAUCUGCGCCAUCUGCCUCGACUACUUCGCCGACCCAGUGUCCAUCGGCUGCGGGCACAAUUUCUGCCGCGGCUGCAUCUCCCGACUCUGGGCCCGCGGCGGCGGCGGCGCAACCGAGCCCGGCCCGGAGCGCUCCGAGCUCGGCGAGGAGGAAGAGGAGGAGGAGGAAGAGGAGGAGGAAGAGCUGGAGGAAGACGAGCUGGAUGUAGAGCAGGAGGAGGAGGAGGAGGACGGCGUGGAGGAGGAGGAGGAUGACGAUAUGUGGGAGGAAGAUGAGGAGGAAGAGGAAGAGGAGGAAGGCGAGCUGUGGGGAGACCCCGCUGAGGAUGAGGAGGAGGAGGAUGAUGAAGGCGGCGCAGCGUGGGCCGGGGGCGCCGAGGGGAGCGGCCUCUACCUGGGCUACGACGAGGACGUGAUGGAGGCGGACGUGGAGGAGGAGGAGGAGGAGGCGGAGGACGAAGACGACGAGGAGGAUGAGGAUGACGAUGACGACGAUGAUGAGGAGGAAGAGGAAGGCCCCGCGGCCUUCACCUGCCCGCAGUGCCGCAAAUCCUUCUCGCAGCGCAGCUUCCGGCCCAACCUGCAGCUGGCCAACAUGGUGCACAUCAUCCGCCAGCUGCACCCGGGGCCCGCCACCGGCACCGGCACCGGCAGCACCGGCAGCACCGGGCCCGAGCCCUGCGGCGCCCCCGGCGGCCCCCCCGAGCUGUGCCCCAAGCACCGGGAGCCGCUGAAGCUUUUCUGCGAGCAGGACCUGGCCCCGAUCUGCGUGGUGUGCAGGGAGGCACGGGGGCACAAACAGCACAGCGUGCUGCCCCUGGACGAGGCCCUGCAGGAGUGCAAGACCAAGCUCCAGAGCCACCUGGAGCCCCUGCGGAGGCAGCUGGAGGCGGUGCUGAAGCAGAAAUCCAGCGAGGAGGAGAAAAUCUCCCUGCUCAGGGAGCAGAUGCAGGCGGAGAUGCAGGAGCUGGAGGCCGAUUUCGAGGAGCUGCAGCAGUUCCUGGCCGGGGAGCAGCUGCUGCUGCUGCGGCAGCUGCAGGAGCGGCACCAGGCGCUGCAGGCGCGGCAGCAACGCAACCUCAGCGCCCUGGAGGAGAGGGGAGCGGCCCUGCAGCGCCUGAUUGCAGAGGCUGAGGCUGCAGGGAGGCAGGAGGGGCUGCAGCUGCUCAAGGACAUCAAAGGCACCUUCAUCAGGUGUGAGAACAUCAAAUUCCAGGAGCCCGAGAUGAUCCCGGUGGACGUGGGGAGGAAGUUCAGGAAUUGCUUCCUGCAGGACGUGGUGAUGAGGAAGAUGGAAAAGGUCUUCAGCAAAGUGCCCCAAGCCGACGUCACCCUGGACCCGUCCACGGCGCACCCGCGGCUCUGCCUGUCCCUGGACCGGCGCAGCGUCCGUCUGUCCGAGCGGCGCCCGGAGCCCAUGGACGGCGCCCGGCCGCCCCUGCAGCCGCCCCAGCCGCCCCAGCCGCCCCAGCAGCACCAGCAGCACCAGCAGCAGCGCCCGGAUGGUACCGGCAGCACCGGCGGUGACCUCUGCGUGCUCGGCUCCCCCGGCUUCACCGCCGGCCGCCACUACUGGGAGGUGGAGGUGGGCGGGCGCCGGGGCUGGGCCGUGGGCGCCGCGCGCGAGAGCGCCCGGGGCCGGCCCCAGGGCGCCCAGGCCGGGCCCAAGCGCGAGAUCUGGGCCCUGGGCACCUCGGGCAAGAAGUACCAGGCGCUGACGGCCACGGAGCAAACGGCGCUGGCGCCCGCCGAGCAGCCCAGGAGGUUCGGGGUCUACCUGGACUACGAGCGCGGCCAGCUGGGCUUCUACAACGCCGAGAGCAUGAGCCACAUCCACACCUUCCACAUCUGCUGCUGCCGCCAGCGCGUCUUCCCCUUCUUCCGCGUGCUGGCCCGCGGCACCCGCAUCAAGAUCUGCACCUGAUGGGGGGGCCCAAAAGGGCAACGGACUCGGGGGUUCUUGGUUCUUGGGUUUCUCCUUCUCCGUCUCCUUCUUCUUCUUCUUCUUCAUCCUCCCCUUCCUCCAUGUGCUGGCCCACAGCACCCACAUCAAGAUCUGCACCUGAUGGGGGCCCAAAAGGGGCGACGGACUCGGGGGUGGUUGGUUCCUGAGCUUCUUCUCCUCCUUCUUCUCCUUCUCCUUCUUUUUCUUCUCCUUCUCCUCCUUCUUCUCCUUCUUCUUCUUCUUCAUCCUCCCCUUCCUCCAUGUGCUGGCCCACAGCACCCACAUCAAGAUCUGCACCUGAUGGGGCCCAAAAGAGGCCACGGACUCGGGGGUGGUUGGUUCCUGAGCUUCUUCUCUUUCUUCUUCUUCUCCUUCUUCUUC